This is a messenger RNA of Helianthus annuus (common sunflower), 724 nucleotides long. RefSeq names its product ethylene-responsive transcription factor 13. Gene Ontology annotation, biological process: regulation of DNA-templated transcription; ethylene-activated signaling pathway. The transcript has 2 exons. The coding region runs from base 59 to 598 and encodes 179 amino acids. Lineage: Eukaryota; Viridiplantae; Streptophyta; Magnoliopsida; Asterales; Asteraceae. The record is from RefSeq and is a predicted model, not a curated record. Gene Ontology annotation, molecular function: DNA binding; DNA-binding transcription factor activity.
CUUCUCAAAACCUUAUAGUUUGUUGAAAACACUACAAAAUUUGUACCAAGAGCCAUCUAUGACGUCAGAUUCCGAUCUCUCUUUUCUUGAUUCAAUUCAAACCCAUAUUCUCCAUGAUUCCGACACCUCUGAGCUUUUUCCGGUGAUGAGUACUUCACUCGCGGUGACGUUGGAGGGCACUUCAGAAAAGAUGAAGAAGCAAGAACCGGACCAGGUGGCGGCGGAAGGCAAUCACGCACCGUCCGAGUGGAGGAAGUUUCGUGGUGUCAGAAGACGGCCGUGGGGGAAGUUUGCAGCCGAGAUAAGAGAUCCAGCGAAGCGUGGUGCUCGGAUAUGGCUGGGGACUUACGAGUCGCCAGAGGAUGCAGCUUUCGCUUACGAUAAAGCAGCUUAUAAAAUUCGUGGGUCUCGAGCGAUGCUAAAUUUUCCGCAUCUUGUCGGAAUCAACGUGGCAGAGCCGGUGAGGGUGACUCCGCGCCGCAGGACAAAGGAAGCCGUGUCUCCACCGUCGUUGUCAUCGGAGGAUGGUGGUGGUGGUGGUUUAAAGCGGUCUAGAACAGGUACGGGUGAUACUUCAACGGUGGAUGAUGACUUAUAGACUAGAUUAAAUAAUGCCUUAAAAACAUAUCUCAAUCGUAUUUAUUGUUAAUCAUGGGAUUGUUUGAAUAUUGUGACAUUUUAAUUUGAACUUUAUUUCAGGAGAAAAUAAUCAUGAUUUCUUUAA